GCGGCGCCCAGGGGCGGCCCGGACCGGGUGGUCCUUCCACUCCCUGGGAUGGCGGCAGGCGCCUUCACCAGGCAGAGUGGAGGUUGGCCCAGCGGGUUCUAGGGGACUGAGUCGAGCAUCCCGGAAGGGGCCUGUGCAGCUGGGAACUCGGGCUGGCUUUAUCCAGCCUUCGUGAGCUAAUUCAGGAAAAUGUGGAUCUUGGCACUAUGGAUACUUCCUUUACUCUACAAAUUCAGCCUGACAGCUCUGCCAGCAAAGCCUGAGAACAUUUCUUGUAUAUUAUAUUAUAAGAAAAAUUUAACUUGCACUUGGAGUCCAAAGAAGGAAAUCAAUUAUACCACAUACGUUGUUAAUAGAACUUACUCUUUUGGAAAAAAACGUGACAUUUGUAAAGCCAAUAGUUCGACAGGUGCUUCGUGUUCUUUUUUCCGUCCAACUAUAACACCCCCAGAUUACUUCACCAUUAAAGUGGAAGCUGAAAAUAAAGAUGGUGUAGCUAUAUCUGAUAUUACACGUUGGACCUUAAAUGACAUAGUGAAAAUGGAACCACCUAAGAUUCUUUCUGUGAAACCAAUUUUGGGCAUCAAAAAAAUGAUGCAAAUAAAAUGGGAAUGGCAUGACUCAUUAUUUUCUUCAUCUGACUUCAAAUACAUGCUUCGAUACAGGACAAUCAAUAGUACCCAUUGGGUGGAAGUUGACUUCCAGAGUGAUGAUCUGGUCUACAACCUCACGGGGCUGCAGGCUUUCACAGAAUACAUCAUAGCCAUGCGAUGUAUGGUCAAAGGAUCAUACUUUUGGAGUGACUGGAGCCAAGAAAAAAUGGGACUAACCGAGGAAGAAGGCAAGCUGUUCUCUGUAAUUCCUUGUGGCCUGGAUCUGUGGCGAGUCCUGAGACCAGCUGAGGUGGAUGGAAGGAGACCAGUGCAGUUGCUCUGGAAGAAAGCAAGAGGAGCCCCAGUCCUGGAGAAAACAUUUGGCUACAUCCUAUCAUACUUUCCAGAAAACAACACUAACCUCACACAGAUAAUUAAUACCACCACCCAGCAGUGUGAGCUGUACCUGGGAGGUGAGACCUACUGGGUGUCUGUGACUUCUUAUAAUUCUCUUGGGAAUUCUCCAGCGGCCACCCUGAGGAUUCCAGCUGUCAAUGAGACACCAUUUCAGUGCAUUGAGGCCAUGCAGACCCACUUUGCCCAGGACCUGCUGGUGGUGAAAUGGCAAAGCUCCAAUCCAGUGGUGGACACAUGGAUGGUUGAGUGGUUCCCAGAUUUGGACUCGGAGUCCUCUGACAUCUCCUGGGAAUCUGUGUCUGAGGCCAGGAACUGGACAAUUCCACAAGAUAAAUUAAAACCUUGUAACCUCUAUAACAUCUCUGUGUAUCCACUGUUCCAAGACCGAGUGGGAGAACCAUAUUCCAUCCAGGAGUAUGCUAAAGAAUGUGCUCCAGAGAAGGGUCCUGUAAUCAAGGCAGAAAAUAUUGGUGUGAACUCAGUUACAAUUACAUGGGAAGAGAUUUCCAAGAGUGACAGAGGAGGUUUUAUCAGCAACUACACCAUAUUUUACCAAGCUGAAGGUGGAAAAGAAUUCUCUAAGACCGUCAGCUCCAGCGUCCAGCAAUAUGACCUUGAAUCUCUGACACGAAAGACCUCUUAUACUGUUCGUGUCAUGGCCAGCACCAGAGCUGGGGGGAAAAAUGGGACGGAGAUAAACUUCAGGACAUCUUCCCUCAGUGACAAGUUGACUCACCUGUGUUGGCCCAUUGUCCCCAACCCUGCUGAAAGUAGUAUAGCCAAGUGGCACGGAAAUGACUGCAAGAAUAAGCCAAAUCUUAAGGAAUUUGAUGACUCUGUGAACACAGAAGAGAGCAUCCUAAAAUCAUAUUGUGUUCCCAGUGACCUCAUUGACAAGUUGAUGGUGAACUUUGAGAAUUUUUUGGAAGAGGUGUCCAUAGAAGAAGCUAAAAAGGGUCAGGAAAACAUUUGGGGAGGAGAAAAGAAUGAGUAUGUAGCCUCCCCCAACAGGCCUGACUGUCCUCCAGAAAAGAGUUCGCAGUUUUUAACUGAGAUUCCUUCCAGAACACCCCAAAUCUCAGAAGAUAACUCUUCAAAAGUUGAAGAGCAACUUCUCUCUUCUGGUGAAAGUUUAGGACCAGACUAUUUCUAUGAGGAAGGAGCAUUAAACCCAUAUUUGAAAAAUUCAGUAACAACCAGAGAAUUUCUUGUGCAUGAAAAACUUCCAGACGAAACCAAGACAAAAGUCUAAAGGCCACCAUGGUAGGAGACCCUCAAACUCAGUGUGGAUGACCUGGCCUAGAGAAGAUAUCAAGACUUGGCAAGAAGCGCUUCUUUGGCCCCUUCUGCAUUCUGCCUGGAUUGAAGAAAUUCCCCCUGCCCUGAGCUAAUAGUUGGGCUUGCCUGGCACAGGUGUGAACUUGUGCUGGGGAGAAGAAGAGACAUGGUAGGCCUGAGUGCUUUGUAGAGGAAAAGAAGUUAUUUUCUUUUGUUCAGGUAAUAAGCUCCACUGAAGGACUCCUCGACACAUGGACUAAAAAUGAAGACCCAGGUUCUGAACUCAAAAGACUUCUUAGGUGGACAUCUGGUCUCCCUAGGAAUUGAGUCAUGGUCACAGCCUUUGCUAUAGGGCUAUCCCUUAUAGUUCCCAGAGGGACUGUGCCAGAAGAUUGUUUUUGGUUGGUGCUUGGUGGUCUGGUGGGAACCUGUGUUCUAUUCUUCCCACGUAGCCCUAAUAUCUUACUCUUCUCAACACAGAGGCAUAGAAAUGGAGUAGAAUUUUCUAAUGGUGUGCCUGAGCCUCCUCAUAGUCCUUGCUAAAUUUCAAGUGUGUAUAGCAACAUCCCACCCAGAACUUU
Messenger RNA from Ictidomys tridecemlineatus (thirteen-lined ground squirrel), 2869 nucleotides. Lineage: Eukaryota; Metazoa; Chordata; Mammalia; Rodentia; Sciuridae. The record is from RefSeq and is a predicted model, not a curated record.